AUGGUAAUUGAUAUGGUUUUAUAUAUUGGUAGUAAAAGUUACAUUGAUAAUUCUUCUAUGAGCGAUCAGCUAAAAGCUAUUAAAGAGCUACCUUCUCCACUUCCAGACGUAAAAAAAGAUUUUGACAAAAAGGUUUAUAAUAUGGAACCAGCAAGAGGUGGUUUUGUAAUUAGCAAAAAAGAUGGAACCAGAGAUUUUGGUAAUGAAAUCAUUGGAGAAAAUGGAGUUAUUUUUACUAAAAAAAGUCAACUGAACAAGGAGGUAUAUAGAGUAGAACAGGGAGGAGUUGCUUUUAUAACUGGAGGGAAAAUUGGCACUCAUAAUGUACAGAGUUGUGUUGCAUUCAUUAUUCAAGAUAAAGAUACUAAAAAAACAGCAUUAGCUCAUAUAUCUGGUCAUGCGAGCGAUAUACAAUUUGUUAAGGAUAUUUUAUCUUAUAUGCCAAGCGGUGAUAAAGAAGUAAUUAUGGUUGGUGCUAGACAUAGUAGUGAAACGAGUAAUGUUGAAAGCAUACUAAAGGCUUUAUUGGAUUAUGAGCAUGAUAUACACAUCAAUAGAUCAUAUGUUCUUGACUCAUCAUAUAUUUAUGAUGAAAGGUAUAACUUUAUGGAAGCUUGCUAUGACUUUAACACAACACGCGGUGACAUUAUAGUUGAUACUUCAAAUUUAACUAUAAGUUGUGGUCAUCCAUUUAGAUCUAUGCCAGAUAAAAUAAAUGAUAUUAUGCUCGAACACCUUGUAGAUGACUUGGAUAGACUUUAUACUUUAAGUAGCAAGGAAGAUAUUGAUGAAUAUAAUAAAGAUAUGCAUAAGAUUAAAUAUGGUCCCACAGAAUCAUUAGCUACAGAAGCUACAGUAGAAGCUGCGCAGAGGAGUAGACAAUAUGCAAAAUAG
Molecule: messenger RNA, 894 nt
Organism: Cinara cedri
Lineage: Eukaryota; Metazoa; Arthropoda; Insecta; Hemiptera; Aphididae
Source: the annotation of a GenBank genome assembly